Molecule: messenger RNA, 369 nt
Organism: Culex pipiens pallens (northern house mosquito)
Lineage: Eukaryota; Metazoa; Arthropoda; Insecta; Diptera; Culicidae
Exons: 2
Coding region: 16-324 (102 amino acids)
Source: RefSeq, a predicted model, not a curated record
UGAUAUCAAUCGUAAAUGGUGCUCAAAUUGAUCAUUUUUAUUUUUCUGGCAGUCCUGGCAUUCGUCAAUGCUGACCCAGCUCCACCUACACCGCCCCCCAUAAAUGAUCUGAUCGUUCAGUACGCGCAAAGGCUUCAGCAACAGUUGAACGACAUAGUGAACAUGUCGUCCGCCCCCGCACAGGUAAAGGAAGCGAUUCGGCAGAAGUAUUCCGGCCAACUGACGGAUUGUCAGACAGCUGCCCAAGAAACGGACAUUAUGGGCUUUGUCCGUUGUACAACCCGUGUCAUCGAAGAGGCUAACGUUGCUCUUUGGAGCUAUUGAUUGUUUUUUAAGGUUUGAAAAUAUACGACGAAUAAAUAAAGACCA